This is a messenger RNA of Boleophthalmus pectinirostris (great blue-spotted mudskipper), 1563 nucleotides long. Its product is annotated as carcinoembryonic antigen-related cell adhesion molecule 1-like. The record is from RefSeq and is a predicted model, not a curated record. NCBI's taxonomy places the organism in Eukaryota, Metazoa, Chordata, Actinopteri, Gobiiformes, Gobiidae.
GUGAAAACGACUGAAGAUAUGUGUUUCAAAUUGAUUAUUCUUUUUGCUACAUUUGGUUUAGCCUCAGGAGCUGGUGUGUUGCCUGACUCUGUGAAUGCAGCUGUUGGAGGCACAGUCAUGUUCCCCACAUCUCUGGCUCCAACACAAACUCCAUUUAUAGCAAUAGGAUGGUCGUUUGGCACAAAAAAUAUCAUCACUUCAAAUUCUGCUGGUAACUUCACUGCUCCAGAGUAUGAAGGCAGGAUCACUGUGUUCAUCUCCACUGGAUCUCUGGAGCUCAGGAACGUGGCUCUUAGUGACACUGGAGAGUACAGUGUUACCCUGAUACCAGCAGAAGGUGCAGCAGUCAUUGGGCUCACUACAUUGAAUGUAUAUGAUCUAGUAUCUAAUGUGAGAGUCACAGUCAGCAGCUCAGACUUAGUGGAGUCCAGCAGUUCUGUGAGUCUCUCCUGUUCUGCUGAUGGGACCAGGCUGCCAACUUUCCUCUGGUUAAACGGCAGCACUGAAGUUACAGCCAGUGACAGAGUGCACCUCACUGAUCGAGGCGCAACUCUCACUAUAGACACUGUGUGGCGCUAUGACCAGGGACCAUUCACAUGUGAAGUGUCUAAUCCUGUCAGUAGCAGCACCAGUGUCCCAACAGAACUCUCCAUCAACUAUGGACCAGAUGAUGUCAUUUUGAGGACUUCUCCUUCUCUUGAUCACUAUGAGGAAGGUUCAGACGUGUCUCUGUCCUGCUCAGCUGACUCCAGACCUGCAGCUCAGUUUAAAUGGCUUUUAAAUGGAGAGCUGUUGUCUUUUACUGGAGCACAGAUACAACUGAAGAACAUACAGAUGAGCCAGAGUGGAGACUACAGCUGUCAGGCUUUCAACAACAAAACUCUCAGAUAUACAACGUCUCAGCCUGUGAGGAUCUCUGUGCUGAAUCCAGUGUCCAAUGUCACAGUAAGCGUCAACAAUACAUUCUUAGUGGAGUUCAACAGUUCUGUGAGUCUCUCCUGUUCUGCCUCUGGCUCCUCUCUGUCUUUCCUCUGGUUAAAUGGCAGCACUGAAGUUACAGCCAGUGACCGAGUGCACCUCACUGAUGGAGGCGCAACUCUCACUAUAGACACUGUGUGGCGCUAUGACCAGGGACCAUACAGAUGCCAAGUGACAAAUGCUGUCAGUAACAGCACAAGCAAAGAAGUCUACGUGCCUAUAAUCUAUGGGCCCUAUGAUGUUACGAUUAUGUGUCCAAACAGACUUGAAGCAGGGCAGUCCCUUGCCAUCUUGUGCUCUGCAGAGUCUGUACCAGCAGCCACUUACUCCUGGGUGUUCAAUGGUGAACAGCAAGUCAAUAACUCAGAGUUUCUUGUUAAAAGCACCAUUGUUAAGUCUGACAGCGGUAAAUAUAUGUGUGAGGCAUCAAACGCAGUCACAGGGAGAUCACUGUCUGUGGAACACACCCUGUCUAUAAGAGAUCCUGGCCUUUCUGAUGGUGCCAUUGCUGGAAUCGUAUUGGCAUGUAUGUUGAUCGUAGGAGUUUCUGUUGGUUUGGGCUGUCAUGUGUAUCAGAGGAAAUAA